Molecule: messenger RNA, 1236 nt
Organism: Eruca vesicaria subsp. sativa (arugula)
Lineage: Eukaryota; Viridiplantae; Streptophyta; Magnoliopsida; Brassicales; Brassicaceae
Source: the annotation of a GenBank genome assembly
AUGGUGAGAUCAAUCCAAGAAAGAGUCUCCAUGACGUCUCCAUCUUCUUCCUCCUCCACAACCACAAGCGACUCCUCAGACGAAUCUCUAAGCCCAUCCUCCUCCUCAAAAAGCUUCACCCUCACCACUCUCCCUCCCCUCAUCACCACCUCCACAUACAAACCCCUCGCCGUCCUCUCCGCACACGUCGGCUCCGUCUCCUCCUUAGCCCUCUGCGGAGAGUUUCUCCUCAGCGCCUCCCAGGGGAAAGACAUCAUCGUCUGGCAACAGCCGGAUCUCAAGAUCUUCGCGAGGUUCGGACAAGGAGACGGGUCCGUGAAGGCACUGGUCAGCGUGGGGAGCAAAGUCUUCACCGCUCAUCAAGACAGCAGGAUCAGAGUGUGGAAAGUGUCUCGUAGGAGAACCUCAGAGAACGCUUUCCGCCUCGUGGACACGCUCCCGACGACGAAAGAUUACUUAGGGAAGUUCAUGAGACAGAGUAACUACGUUCAGACGAGGAGGAACCAUAAGAGGCUAUGGAUCGAACACGCGGAUAGUAUCUCGUGCCUUGCGGUGCACGCUGGGAUAAUAUACUCGGGGUCUUGGGAUAAGACUCUCAAGGUUUGGAGAUUGUCGGAUUUAAAGUGUCUUGAGUCUAUCAAGGCGCAUGAUGAUGCUAUCAACGGUGUUGUUGCCGGAGAAGGUAGAGUUUACUCGGCUUCUGCUGAUGGGAAGAUCAAGAUUUGGGGGAAAGAGACUUCUCAUUCUUGUUCACAUGUUCUGAAGGCGACUUUGGAGAGACGUGGGGAGGUUUCGGUGAACGCAGUGGUGGUUUCCGGGGACGGGAAGUGGGUAUACGGAGGAGGGUCAGAUGGGUUUGUGAUGGGGUGGGAGAAGAGGGUGGAAGGAGGAGAUGUUGAGGAGUGGGAGUUAGGGUUUGAGAUGAGGGGACAUAAGAUGGCGGUUUUGUGUAUGUGUUUGGUUGGGGAGAUGGUGUGUAGUGGGUCUGCUGAUAAGAGUAUUGGACUGUGGAAAAGUGAAGUGAGUGGUAAGCUUUGUAAGUUUGGAGUCAUAGAAGGGCAUGAAGGUCCGGUGAAAUGUUUGCAAGGUUCUCCUAAUAAUGUGGGUGGCGGAUUCAUGCUUUACAGUGGAGGUCUUGAUAAGAGCAUUAGGGUUUGGUGGGUGCCAAAACAAGAGAAGUUAGAAGAAGAAAAGAAGAGAACAAGUUUUAAGACAUUGUUGAUGCAGCAGGUUUGA